Molecule: messenger RNA, 5210 nt
Organism: Labeo rohita (rohu)
Lineage: Eukaryota; Metazoa; Chordata; Actinopteri; Cypriniformes; Cyprinidae
Gene: drap1
Product: DR1-associated protein 1 (negative cofactor 2 alpha)
Exons: 7
Coding region: 286-963 (225 amino acids)
Biological process (GO): transcription by RNA polymerase II; positive regulation of transcription by RNA polymerase II; negative regulation of transcription by RNA polymerase II
Cellular component (GO): nucleus; negative cofactor 2 complex
Molecular function (GO): protein heterodimerization activity; core promoter sequence-specific DNA binding; transcription coactivator activity
Source: RefSeq, a predicted model, not a curated record
UUUUCAGUAGUUUCGGUUUCCGACUUUGUAACUUUAUUUAAACACCCGGAAGCACAAAAAGCACCGUAAAGCAGCGAGAACUCGUGCAGCCAGAAAUCAUCCACCGUAAAAUGCCGAUAAAAAUCGCAGAGACUCACGGACGGCGAACAGUGAUGGCGCUUUAAUCGCUUUAGCGACGGAUCUGCGGGAAUCCAACGAGUUUAUCCUUCACAUUCAUUGAGUUUGACAACAGACUGUGACGGAACCGAGCGAGAGCCGCUGCCGCCGGUCCGUUUGUGCGCCGAGAUGCCGAGCAAAAAGAAGAAAUACAACGCCAGAUUCCCUCCGGCCAGGAUUAAGAAGAUCAUGCAGACGGAUGAAGAAAUCGGCAAAGUCGCCGCCGCGGUUCCUGUCAUCAUCUCUCGCGCUCUUGAGCUCUUCCUGGAGUCUCUCCUGACGAAAGCGUGUCACGUCACGCAGUCGCGCAACGCCAAAACUAUGACCACGUCACACCUAAAGCAGUGCAUCGAGCUGGAGCAGCAGUUCGACUUCCUGAAGGAUCUGGUGGCGGCGGUGGCGCCCGACAUCCAGGGCGAGGGUGAGGAGAACCACACGGAGGGCGAGAAGAUCCCGCGCAGAGGUCGGAAGCCGGGCUCAGGACGCAAGAACGGCGGCGCAGGAGCCAAAGGCAAAGACAAGAAACUCUCAGGCACCGAAUCAGAGCAAGAGGAUGAUUCAGAGGACAGUGAGACAGAUGGAGAGGAGGACGAGGACACGUCUCACACCAGCACAAACACACAGCCUGCAGCGCUCUUCCACAGUCCGGACGCAGCGGUGGCGCCGCAGGUGCCGUACGCUCCGAUGGGCUCCCAGCAGGUGGCGCCGGUGUCGUCGUUGGCCCCGCACGCGUCUCUGAUGGGUCUGCUGCCGGCCGCGCCCGUCCCGCACAAGAACGAGGACGACGACGAGGACUACGACUCGUAGCUGCGCCGCUCCUCUGCCUCUUCUCUUCCGUUCUUCUCUGUGCGCGAACAGAGGGACAGGCGAGCCGUGGCGAGCGGCGAGAGCGGCUCGGAGUCCAGCGGCCGCGGCGCGCCACGACCCAUAGCUUCUCUAUUAGAUACGUUUUAAGUUCUUUUUUUAAUCUUAUUUUAUUGUCCAGGAAGAGUUAAAGUUGUUUUAUUGAGUCGGCGUUUUUUUUUUUUUGGAUAAACGGCCCCAGAAGCGAGAGCGUGUCGAUUUCCCCCUCAUGUAUUCUUGCACUUUUCUUUAGUUUCCCCGUCUCUCGUCAUGUUUUAAGAGCAUAUCACUCCCGUCGGCUUUACGUUGCGCUCUUCUGGUUACGCUGAGGAAGUUCAGGAGAUGUUUUGUUCGUUUUAGCAGCAGAUGCUGGCGAGAGCGGCUCGUCCUCACCCGCAGAGAAUCCUUGAGUUGUUUUGUAAGGGAAAUGCAGAGCGAACAGUUCUGUUCUUUUGCUUUUGUGACUUAUGUUUCUGGUUUUGUCCUUUUUAAGCUAGUUUUACGAUUAAAGCUUCUCUCUCCCAGCGAUCAAACUGUCUAGCGGCACUUUCAUGCAGUUUUUAAUUCAUUCUGUUCAAGGUUGUUCACCGGAUGAGAACGCGUCGGUUUGGUUUGCAGAGAGUCUAUCCAGAGCGUUUAAUGGUUUCUCUGUUCAUUUCCCGGACGAUGCACGUUUGUAUAGAUGAUUUCCCCUUUGUUUUAUAUCUUUUAGACUCUUUUAAUGUUUGCUGUGAACUUGGAGAGUGUCAGGUGACUUCUCUCGUCUCGCUCAGACUGUCUGUUCGCUUUUAACAUUCUCUUGAUUUUGUAUGAGUGAAAUAAACUUUGAGGUUUCAGUAAUUUGCUCUUUCGAUGUGCUUUACUCACGGCUCCAAAAACAUGAAAACGCUGAGUUUGUGGUUCUUAUAAUCAUUCUUUAAUUUGGUUUGUGGUCCUGAGAGCUCAUCUUUACUGAGUUUAAGUCAAACUGUUCAAUAAUUACAUGUGGUUUAAUGGCACAGACUUUUGAAGAAACCAAUCGCGUCUUGACUUACUGAGGGUUUUAAUCGUAGCAGUGCUGCACACUGAAAUGCGUUAGGGUUAAACUAAAACCAUCAUAAAUAAAUAUUACUUGAAGUAAAAUACAUGUAAUGUGAAAAAAAAUUAAACAAAACUAAAGCUGCAACUAAGAAAAACUUAAAACUAUAUAGACAUAACAAGCAAAAACAAAGCAUCAAGAUUACUGAAACUUUAACUAAAAUUAAAGUGAGAUGCAGUAAAAACUACACUGACUGACUGAUUCACACAUACACAUGAUAGUUCCCUAAAACUAAAACCAUAAAAUUGUUACUUGAAGUAAAAUAAAAUAUGAAAAAUGUAUUUUGAACAAUUAUUCUAGUUCAGCCAGGUGCCGUGGCAACAUUCCUUACUUUUAAGUUUAUUUAAAAAUGCUAAAAGGUUUCUCAUUUGAUUCAUUAGAUUAGUAGUCUUAUUGACAGAAACACAAAAUACAAUAUAAUAAAAUAAUCUGUCUAUGUACACUGCCCUCCAAAAGUUUGGAAACACCCCUGGCAAAGUGUGGUUUGGACGAUAUCAGCAUAAAUCCUUAUCAUUUUUUGGAGCAAAUACAUUAAAGUUGACAUUAUCAUUGAAGAGCAGCAAUAAUAGUUUUCAUUUUGAUGACAUAGUAAUGGCAAUAUACACAUGUCAAAGUCAGACAUGCCCCUUUGUCAGCUGUGAUGUCUGGUUACGGCUUUAAACUUGGUCCAGGUUUUUAAAAGGUUUUUGGUUCAGCACACACUAAUAGCUUCAACAAUUAAUUGCCAAUUAAGUUCAGAAUACAAUGAAUUUAGGCCCAGAUUAUGCAGAGCUGUAAUAGCUGCUAAUGCUGGGUGUUUUGAUGAAUAGAAAAUUCACGUUAUGUAAUAAAACAUGUUUUCAUAGUUUGUGUUGUCCCUUCUCAGUGCAAAAAAGGAUUCAUGCCAAUAUUGUCCAAAACCCUACUUUUCUAGGGCGUUUCCAAACUUUUGGAGUGCUCUGUGUGUGUGUGUGUGUGUAUAUAUUUAGAUUUUUUAUUUCGUUUUUUUUUUUUUUUUUUUUUUAUUAGAUACCCUUUUAUAUUGCAAUAAUUUCACAUUCUAUCUACAAAUUAAUGUAGAAACAAUUACUGAAACAAUAUUACUGAUGUCUCUAGAAAAUUGUUCCUGAUAUUUAACCACUGACACAUUCAACAUUACAGUAUAACUGAGAGCUAUGAAUUUUAACGUUUAUUAGACAUUAAAAAAUAACUUCUAAUAUAACUUGGAACAAUAUUUACAUAAACCUAUCACUUACUCGUGCCCUGAAUAAACUUAUCAGACACUACAUAAUACAUUAAAUUUAGAUGAACCUAUAAAGGUACAAAUGUUUUUGAUUUCCUUUUUUUUUUUUUUUUUUGUUCUUUAAUUAACACACAGCUGGGUUAUUAGCUUAUUUUUGGCUGCUAUUACUUUAAGAGCCGACGCUGCUGAACGUGAUGCGGAUCUGACGCGUGCUAGUAGUUUAAUUCAUACUUUAAUAUGAAAUGAUACAGGCUCCGGCGCGCACUGCCGCAUUUAUGCAUGCAAUUAUAAGUGUGUACAUUUGAUGUGAUUGUAAAGAUGUUGUGUGUCUAAAUAAAUGCAAACAGAGAGACAGGAUUGCCAGGUUUUCACAACAAAACCCACCCAAUUGCAACCCAAAACUAGCCCAGUCGUGUUUCAAAUGGGGUCCCCUGUUAAAAAUCACAUUCGGGGGGGGUAAAAUACAUGUUUUUUGGCAGGUUCCCUGGUAAACUUUGCAUUCCAGGAACUAAAUGUCAAGUUAUUGGAGUCACUUCAAGCCACAAGCAUGAAAAACAGCCCACAGCAACAGUGUUAAAGUAGCAGGAAAACACUGAAGAGACAGAAGCCACAGUUCUAAGGUGGAUUCCAACCCUAGCCCCGCCCCCUCAUUAAAUAUUUUUAAUGCUGUUAAACUGGAAGAAUUACUUGCCUGUGUUAAUGUGCUAAUUUUGACAGCAUAUAAACAACACAUGUAAAAUGAACAGUUUUUGAUGCUCAAAGAGGACCAAUGUCAAUUUUUUAAGAAUCAUUUGUAGCAAUUUUUAUUUUGUCUUGUUGGAUGUAUUUUAAGCAGCUUCUUCAGAGCAGUCAUUCUAGUGUGUGUGUGUGUGUGUGUGUGUGUGUUGUAGCAUUCAGAAGGUCAGUUGUGACCGACACACUAUAUAAACAACUGCAUCCUUCCUGCAGAAAUGAUGAUUCAGGCCUCAGCGAGUGUGUGUGUGCGUGUGUGUGUGAUCUUAAAGACGAGGGUCUCGUGACUUUUCUUUAAUAGUGCCAAUAAAUCAGACAAUAUGUGGCUGAUUUUGUUCUGGGCGUCGGAAGCGUCUCCUGCGUCUCUUCCAGCAGCCUUGAUGAGUUCAGAUAAUUAAAAUAUUUGUGGUCAGAUGAGUGCUGAGUUGAAAUGUUCAGGUGACGCUCCCAAUUAAAAGUGACAUUUUGAAGUAGAAAGACUGAAAUAGUGUGUUCCUGUCGAAGGGGCUGUAAGAAUCAUUUCCCAGCAUGUGAGUGAAUAUACAGGUGUGUGUUCAAUGUGAGCAUUUCGUCUCAUUUGUUAGUCUGCAUUUUACUCGUGGUUUCUGAUGUAAUGAAUGCGAUUGAGCUCAUGCGUGUUCUGGUGGAAAUGACACGACUGCAGAGGUAAAACCAUCAAAGGCCUGACCAACGGAAAGCUUCCAUUUCCUCUGGACUUAUUUACAGCCGCCGGCUCCGAGAGCUCAGGAAUCAUGGGUAAUAAUGAGACUGAUGCUGUCUGAAUUACACUCGAGUUUUGGAUUAAAGUACAUGGCAGAUCAGAACUUGUCAAACUAAUAUUUCAGUGAUUAUAGAGACUCUUAAAGGCAGCUUCUGUCACAGUGUUGGACUUUUCCACUGUUUUUGCCCAGGAAAUGACACACACACACUCUGACUGCUUUAGCGGGGCAUGUUGUCACACUGUAUGGACUAAGCUUUGAUAAUGACAACAAUGUACAAAUGCACUAUACUAUUUAAUGGAUUUCAUUACACUGCACAAAUUCAAAUCACAAAAUUACUCAAACUGUGUUAGUUUCUGCAUAAAACUUAAAACAUACUGCUUGUUUUCUUUACAUAAAAAAAGCUUCUCUGUUCUUUUUAUAUUCUACCUAUUUUUUCUAUUUAUUAUACAGUUAAUAA